AUGCCGUCCGAGGGUCGCUGCUGGGAAACUCUAAGGGCGCUGCAGAAUUCCAGCAAAGGCCGCCUGCGCUACCACCGCGAGUGGCUGAUAUAUGGUCCGGGUCGUUAUGAAGUAUCCACUCAUGCUGAUGAGAUAGCUCCAUGGGAUGUUUUGGAAGAAUGCACAUCUCUUCCCAAACUGUCUUCUUACUCUGGAUGGGUAGUAGAUCACGUCCUACCCAACACCUCACGCCACGCGCAAGAGAACCUCCCUUCCUCUGAUAAUUCGCCAUCCUCUGGAUCAUGGUUCAGGCUUGACCAACCCUCACUUCUUAAGUCUCCUGUCAGAAGCACUCCAGAAUCCCCCUCACCUUCAACACCAAAUGGAACCAAGAGCACCUGUGAGUCCCAAAGCACUGAACCUAUUGCACUUCUGUCUUCCCGAGCGAUCACAGUGGAAGGCUGCAUCCGAAUGUACGAAUUGGUGCACAGAAUGAGAGGAACAGAGGGCCUAAGGCAGUGGCAGGAGGAGCAGGAGAGGAAGGUACGAGCCCCUCUCAAAAUGGCAUCUGAACAAACUGAGAGGUUUGAUGAGCUGAAGGAACUGAAGCUGCACAAGGAAUUCCAGGAUUUACAGGAAGUGAUGGAGAAGAGUACCAGAGAAGCCCUGGGCCACCAGGAGAAGCUAAAAGCUGAGCAUCGCCACAGAGCCAAGAUUCUCAACCUGAAGCUUCGAGAGGCAGAGCAGCAGCGUGUGAAGCAGGCAGAGCAGGAGCAACUUCGGAAGGAGGAAGGCCAGGUCCGUCUACGCAGCCUGUACACCCUGCAAGAGGAGGUCCUUCAGCUUAACCAGCAGCUGGAUGCCUCCAAUCAGCACAAGGACCUGCUGAAUGUCGACCUGGCUGCCUUCCAGACCCGGGGCAACCAGCUCUGUAGCCUCAUCUCCGGAAUCAUUCGCACCACCUUGGAGAGUGGCUAUCCCACAGCAGAGAACCAAGCUGAGGCUGAGCGAACACUGCAAGGAAAUGCGGGACCCGUCCUCUCAAAUUUGGAGCAGGAGAUCACUAGAGCCUAUGAAGUCAAAAAGAAGCAGGAGGAAGAGGAGGCCCGUAUCAAGCUGCAAGAAUCACAGGUGCAAAAGGGGCCAGGGGCUCCCACUCAGCCCACUGGGCCAAGCCCAGGCCCAGCAGGGACACAGAAUGAAGAACUGCAGGUAAAGGUACAAGACAGUACCAUGCAGUGGUAUCAGCAACUUCAGGAUGCUUCUGCCAAAUGUGUGUUGGCCUUUGAGGGCCUGACCAGCAGCAAGGACAGUCAGGUAGGGAAGAAUUGGAUGGACUUGCAGAAAGCAGCCACUAUCCCAGUGAGCCAGAUCUCCACCAUUGCAGGUUCAAAACUGAAGGAGGUCUUUGAAAAGAUCCAUAGCCUGCUCUCUGGAAAGCCCGUCCAAUCUGGUGGGCGUUCUGUGUCUGUCACUCUUAGCCCACAAGGGUUGGACUUUGUCCAGUACAAACUGGCAGAGAAAUUUGUGAAACAAGGUGAGGAGGAAGUGGCCUCUCACCAUGAAGCAGCAUUCCCCAUUGCAGUGGUGGCAUCUGGUAUCUGGGCGCUCCACCCUAAAGUGGGGGAACUCAUCCUUGCUCAUCUCCACAAGAAGUGUCCCUACUCCGUACCUUUUUACCCAGCUUUUAGGGAGGGGAUGGCUUUGGAGGACUAUCAGAGGAUGCUUGGCUACCAAGUGACAGAUUCUAAGGUGGAGCAACAGGACAACUUUCUAAAACGAAUGUCUGGGAUGAUCCGUCUGUAUGCUGCCAUCAUCCAGCUCCAGUGGCCAUAUGGAAACCGGCAAGAGGCUCAUCCUCAUGGCUUAAAUCAUGGCUGGCGCUGGUUGGCACAGAUCUUAAACAUGGAGCCUCUAUCAGAUGUGACAGCCACUCUCCUGUUUGACUUCUUGGAGGUGUGUGGGAAUGCCCUCAUGAAGCAGUACCAGGUCCAGUUCUGGAAGAUGAUUCUUCUCAUCAAAGAGGACUACUUUCCCAGAAUUGAAGCCAUCACAAGCUCAGGACAGAUGGGUUCUUUCAUACGUCUGAAGCAGUUCUUGGAGAAAUGUCUGCAACGCAGGGAGAUUCCUGUCCCCAAAGGCUUUCUGACUUCCUCCUUCUGGCGCUCCUGAUGUCCUCCGUCAGCAGUCAUCACAUCAGUUUGCAGGAGGGGCAACAAUAAAGCAACUGAGACAGCGCGUUUGGAAGAAA
This is a messenger RNA of Arvicola amphibius (Eurasian water vole), 2230 nucleotides long. It is a transcript of the gene Gle1, whose product is annotated as GLE1 RNA export mediator. Gene Ontology annotation, molecular function: inositol hexakisphosphate binding; translation initiation factor binding; phospholipid binding. Gene Ontology annotation, cellular component: cytoplasm; nuclear pore; nuclear pore cytoplasmic filaments. Gene Ontology annotation, biological process: poly(A)+ mRNA export from nucleus; regulation of translational termination; regulation of translational initiation. NCBI's taxonomy places the organism in Eukaryota, Metazoa, Chordata, Mammalia, Rodentia, Cricetidae. The record is from RefSeq and is a predicted model, not a curated record.